Messenger RNA from Cynoglossus semilaevis (tongue sole), 343 nucleotides. Its product is annotated as phosphatidylinositol 4,5-bisphosphate 3-kinase catalytic subunit alpha isoform-like. The coding region runs from base 61 to 333 and encodes 90 amino acids. Gene Ontology annotation, cellular component: plasma membrane; phosphatidylinositol 3-kinase complex, class IB; phosphatidylinositol 3-kinase complex, class IA. Lineage: Eukaryota; Metazoa; Chordata; Actinopteri; Pleuronectiformes; Cynoglossidae. The transcript has 2 exons. The record is from RefSeq and is a predicted model, not a curated record. Gene Ontology annotation, molecular function: 1-phosphatidylinositol-4-phosphate 3-kinase activity; 1-phosphatidylinositol-3-kinase activity. Gene Ontology annotation, biological process: phosphatidylinositol-3-phosphate biosynthetic process; phosphatidylinositol 3-kinase/protein kinase B signal transduction; cell migration.
CAAGCUCUAAUUUGUUGUCUCGUUUCCCCUCACUUUUUUUUUAGACAAGACUGUCUGAACAUGCCAGAGAUACUCCCAAAGAUCCUCCUCGCUGUGAAAUGGAACUCCAGAGAUGAGGUUGCACAGAUGUAUUGCCUUCUGAAGGACUGGCCAGCUAUCAGGCCUGAACAAGCCAUGGAGUUGCUGGACUGUAACUUCCCCGAUCCCAUGAUCAGAGAGUUUGCCGUGAAGUGCCUUGAGAAAUAUCUUACGGAUGACAAACUUUCUCAGUACCUCAUUCAGCUAGUUCAGGUGUUUUCAUCUUUAACUGUCGUCCCUGUGAUUUCCAGCUGAUUUAAGUGAA